Linum tenue is the source of this 660-nucleotide messenger RNA. Lineage: Eukaryota; Viridiplantae; Streptophyta; Magnoliopsida; Malpighiales; Linaceae. The record is from the annotation of a GenBank genome assembly.
AUGCUUAGGUUUGCAUCCAUUUCGUGGUUGGAAGUCUUUUGGAAGACUCAUCAUCAGGGGCUUCCGAACAAACACUUGGGAUUAUACACUUUCCUUGAUCUAUCCAAUAAUCAACUGACGGGUGCAAUCCCAGAUAGUUUGGGUAACUUGAGGAGUCUCAAAGAGCUCAACUUCUCGCACAAUAGUCUCUCCGGUCAGAUCCCAGCUAGCUUUGGCAACAUGAAAGAAUUGGAGAGUUUGGAUUUGUCUCGCAACAAUCUGUCGGGAGAAAUUCCAGCAUCUUUGGGGACAUUGCUGCAAAUCACUAAUCUGCAAUUGAGCGAUAACAAUCUCUCCGGCCGGAUCCCUGCUGGCCCCCAAAUGGAUAGGAUGAACGAUCCUAGUUCUUACGCCAACAACGACGCCGGAUUGUGCGGAAUACAGACUGCCAAACCGUGCGAUGAUAAUGAUACGCCACCACCUGCAACACAGGAGGCAGCGCCUAGAGGAGGACUGGAGAAUGAAGAGGGGUUCUGGUUUUCGUGGAUGACAGCAGGAAUUGGAUACGGUACUGGAUUUUUCACGAUGGUGCUUGGAGUGUACGGCUUCGGUUACUUCCACCGCAUUCCAGAGCUGCGGCAGCGACGAAGGAUGAUGAGGCGCCGUGGCAUCAGGUUCUGA